Messenger RNA from Owenia fusiformis, 2152 nucleotides. The record is from the annotation of a GenBank genome assembly. Lineage: Eukaryota; Metazoa; Annelida; Polychaeta; Sabellida; Oweniidae.
CUUGCAGAAGCUACUUCCGGGUUUAUAUUUUCACAAAAAAGAUGAAAUGAUAUCUAAAAUCUAGACAGAUAUCUAUCUCAAGGGUGUCAACAGUCCCAAAGGUUUUCUGGAGAUUUUUCUAGUCACAUUGACCAAGAACCUUAACAUUCUGGCACAAACACAAAAUGAGGCUGUACUGCCUGUCAGGUCACCCCAACAGACCAUGUUUCAUCCUGAAGUUCAAAAGUGUCACUAUAAUGCUAGACUGUGGCCUGGAUACUACUUCUCUUCUCAGUUUUCUACCCAUACCUGUUGUUCCAAGCCAGAAGUUGUCAAAACUGUCUAAUUGGGUAGCAAAGGGAGACAAAGAGGUUAAGCUAGCAGCUAAAGAGCUGAAGGAGAAUGGAGGACGUGUUUUCAUAGACAGUCCCCCUGAGUUUUAUAUUCCAGAAAUUGAUAUGACUGAUCUGUCUGAAGUGGACGUGAUAUUAAUAUCCAACUCUAAUUGUAUGAUGAGCCUUCCAUACAUCACUCAGCACUCUGGCUUUAAAGGGGUAGUCUAUGCUACAGAACCCACACUUCAAGUUGGCAGACAGUACAUGGAAGAGCUUGUUGAGUAUAUAACUAGAGUGCCAAAGACAUAUACUGCCACAAAAUGGAAACAACCAAAUGUCAACAAACACCUGCCAGCACCUCUCAGUGAUGUGCCAAACCCAUUGUCCUGGAAAACAUGUUACACCAAACAACAGGUGGAUGACAGCCUUGCUAAAGUUCAGAUGGUUGGCUUUGGCCAGAAAAUUGAUAUAUUUGGAGCAGUGACGGUGACAGCAAUUAGCUCUGGUUAUAGAAUGGGCAGCUCUAACUGGGUCAUCAAAUCAGAUUAUGAAAAAAUCUGCUACUUAUCAGGGUCUUCUACUCUGACUACACAUCCAAAGCCCUUAGACCAAGCACCGUUGAAGAAUAGUGAUCUCAUUAUAAUGUCGAGUCUUACUCAGGUCCCAACAUCAAACCCAGAUUCAAUGAUAGGAGAAUUCUGCAUAAGCACAGCUCUCACCCUCAAGAAUGGAGGCAAUGUUCUGGUUCCUGUGUACCCCUCUGGUGUGACAUUUGACUUGUUUGAGUGUCUCUCUGGUCACCUUGACAACAUGAAUCUAGGAAACAUCCCCAUGUACUUCAUAUCUCCAGUAUCAGACAGCAGCAUCGCAUACUCAAAUAUAUUCGCAGAAUGGUUAUCGUCAAGGAAGCAAAGCAGGGUCUACCUCCCAGAAUAUCCAUUUCCCCAUACAGAGUUGAUAUCCCAGGGGAAAUUACAGCAUUACAAAACGAUUCAUGGUGAGCUUAGUAAGAACUACCGAACACCUUGUGUUGUGUUUACGGGACAUCCAUCCCUGAGGUUUGGAGACGUGGUUCACUUCCUUGAGCUCUGGGGAAAGUCUAGCAGUAAUACAAUUAUAUUCACUGAGCCAGAUUUCUCAUACCUUGAUGCCCUUGCUCCAUUUCAACCACUCAAUAUGAAGGUGCUUUACUAUCCUAUCGACACCAGCCUUAACUUUAGUCAGGCAAAUAAACUUCUAAAAGAAUUAAAACCACAACAUGUCGUCGUAUCAGAGAAAUACAUCACACCACCGCCCAUGCUUAACAGACCUGAUCUUAUAAUAGAAAGUGAGCAUGCACCCAUCCCAUACAAGAGAUUUGACGUCCUCUCAUUACCAAUACGCCGGACAACAGAGAAGAUAGAGCUUGAGAUGGAGCUGACAGGAUCACUUAUACCAACAGAGUUAAAGCCAGGUGUUGCCGUGGCAAUGGUCAGUGGGGUCCUAGCGGUGCAAGACAACAAUUAUAUCCUUCAGAGUCCAACAAGCAGUAAUAUUGGGAGAAAACGGAAGCUGGAACUAGACUCCAAACCAUACAUGUGGGGGGACAUAAAUGUAUCAGCUUUUGUGGAUAACUUGUCAAAGCAAGGGAUCACAGACAUUAAGGUUGAAGACAGUCCAACAGGAGGACGUAUUGUUCACCUGACUGAUGAUGAUAUUCUCAUACAAUUGGAAGAGGGAUCUACACAUAUUAUUUGUGACAGUGAUGAAUCACUAAGGACUAAAAUAAGAGAUGCAUUAGUGAAGUGUCUUAACAGAUUAUAACAGUGAAUUCAUCUUAAUAGAUUAUAACAGUGAAU